This is a messenger RNA of Bactrocera latifrons, 5072 nucleotides long. RefSeq names its product GATA zinc finger domain-containing protein 10 (gene Crtc). Gene Ontology annotation, biological process: protein homotetramerization; positive regulation of transcription by RNA polymerase II. The record is from RefSeq and is a predicted model, not a curated record. The transcript has 3 exons. NCBI's taxonomy places the organism in Eukaryota, Metazoa, Arthropoda, Insecta, Diptera, Tephritidae. Gene Ontology annotation, cellular component: cytoplasm; nucleus. Bases 1575 to 4286 code for a protein of 903 amino acids. Gene Ontology annotation, molecular function: cAMP response element binding protein binding.
UACCCCAUCGAAAAACGAAGUGUUCUGUGAAUUCCAAAGCAUAAGACACACAAAAAUACAUAAGAAAUCAAGAAAAUACGACAUAAGUGACGAGAGAAGAGCAAAAAUGAAACGAUGGAAAAUAACGCAACAGCAGUUAGUUAAGAUAUUCUAAAGAAUUCCCACCACGAUCCGCAGUGCAUGUGAAGAUUUGUGAAUUAUAGAAAAUAGAGUUCUGGCCAGCGAGCAUUUAGAAGUGCCUCAUAGCAGGUUUGACAACAAAAGCGCAGGCAUCAUCAGCGAACARUGCACAUGAGAAUUCAAGUGAAAAAUGUCUUUGCGGUUGCUGUGAACGAAAUGAUUAAAGCAAACACUUAUUUUCAACAAAAAAUACUUGGAAAAUUAUGAAUAAACGAUUUAAAACUAAACAAUAAAUUACCGCUAAGUACAACAAUUGCUAUUAUAAGCUAUUAUAAGUGAAAAAUCACGAAUCAAAUCAAACAUACCGACAAAUAACGGCGUACAACCAACAAGUGAACACGUCGCCGUGAAGCGCAGAAAAAUACAACAACUUGCGAAUAACAACAAUAGCGCAGCAGYAGCAUAAAUAUUAACAACUAAAACAAUAAUAAUAAUCAACAAGCAAGUGAUCGGACAAGCAGUUCGAAUGUAAAGUAAUAUAAUAUAUAAAAAAAAACACAAUACCAAGAAAAAAGUAGCAGAAAACAAUCUUGUUUUAUCAGCCGCCACACACCGCACCGCGCCACCUGCGCGUCCACCUACCGCGUGCURCGCGUAAACGCCAAAUACCGCAUUGAAACACAUCAGUACCUAACAAAGCGCGUACACACACACACACACACGCGCAUUCAAACCUCCAUACAUAACACAAACAUCAACACUAGAGCACAGCGCGCUCCAGCCCGCCGCAUAUCAACGGCUGGACGCCUCGCGCCGCGCCGCGCUCCGUGUCACUCAGUCGGCGUCUUGUCGUGUUGUCGCUUAACAUUUGAUUCUUAUAUUUACUAAAUACAUUAUUGCUCGCGCUAAGGUUUGYUUCACUUCUUAACAGUGUACGUGUGUUUUCGCGCGCGCACACACACAAACAUACGCACGCCGCAUUUUUUGCACGUUUUGCCUUUUGACGCCGUUUGUGUCGCCAAGCGUUGGUGUGGAAAAAAGCGCGCGCGCCAAUUUGUGAAGAAAAAAAACUGUUAGAAAAUUAAAGACGGAAAAGAAGGAGAGCACACAACGGAAUUUCAAUAUUUAACUACCAGCAUAAAACAAACUUAUCGUAACAACAGUUGUCAUCGCCGUAAAAGUAACACUUCUAAGAAUAUUCAUAUUUAAAUUGUACCAGUGCUUUUGAAGUCGAAGGCUUCCAUUACAACAGCGCAGACAAGUAGACGCAAUCCAGUAGAGGGAAGCGGCACACGACACACGCACGAGUUUGUCCCAUAACGGAACGGCAACGGCAACGGCAACAACAGCAAGAGCAGCUGCAGUAACAAUAUCCGCCGAGCUAACACCGGCAAAAGAGCCAACGACGACGACGACGACGACGACGAAUCAGCAGCGAGCGAAGAACUGAAAUCAUGGCAAAUCCGCGCAAAUUUAGUGAGAAAAUCGCAUUACAGAAGCAGCGCCAGCAAGAGGGCACCGCUGAGUUCGAGCGUAUUAUGAAAGAGGUUUACGCAACUAAAAUGGAUGAGACCCAAGCGAAUCAGAAGAUAUUGGAAUGCUGUUUAGUAAAUACUGACAUCGGCAGCAAUCACGCCACAAAUGCCAGUUUGGUAAGCGGCGCUGGUAUAGGAGGAGGSGGUAGUGGCGGCGGAGGUGGAGGAGGCGUUGUAGUUAAUACUGCAGAUGGCGGUGGUGCCGGCAAUAGCGGUGGCGCAACAAAUACCACCAACAGCGGCAGUGGUGGAGCUUCUCCGGACGGCACACAUAAUAGCAAUUCGCGUGAGUCACGUGGUCGCAGCGUCGGCGUCGGACCGAUGCGACGUCCYUCCGAGCGCAAACAAGAUCGUUCGCCAUAUGGCAGCAGCGCUGCCGUCGCAACCGGCAUGAAUGCGAGCAURAGCAACAACGCAUAUCUUAGUCCGCCAAUGGAUAGCAGUUGGCGGCGCUCGAACUCUGACUCGGCACUUCAUCAAACGCUGAAUAUGGCAGUAGCGGCUGAGGGCGGUUUCGGACCGGGUGGUGGCAUGAGCGSUAUGGGGGAUAUGAAUGCGCUGCACGCCAGUUACCAGCACCACAAUCAACGAUCUCAUUCGCCAAAUAUUGGCCGCAGCUUCAGUCCACAAGCACAAAGACGGAAAGGUCAGAUGCUACAUCAGCAGCAACAGCAGCAGCAGCAACAACACCUACAUCAUAGUCAGCAGCAUCUGCACUURCAGCAGCAACAUCAACAGCUACAGCAACACUUUCAGCAGCAACAGCAACAACAUCAUAUGCAUCAGCAACAAGCACAACAGCAACAUGUCCAGCAGCACCAUGCGCAACAGCCAGCGAGUAGCGUUAGCCAACAACCACAUCCGCAACAGUUCAAUGCCAAAUAUACUAACUGCAAUAUGCCAAUAAAUAGUCUAUUCAAAUCGCUGCAGGAGCAAACACUGGCGCUCGCCAAUACCGGUUCGUUGCCAGACCUGACGUCAUUGCAUUACUCGCCCGCACAACAACAACUAAUGCACCAGCAGCAGCAACAACAGCAAACGCUCUCGCCCAUCCUGUCACCGCUCAACAAUGGCCGCGAACGCGAUCAGUCCUCAAGUCCCUUCAGUCCGGCUGGCGGCAAUGGCAAUGGCAUAGGUGGUGGUCCACCGUCACCUUAUCAGCAGCAACAACACUCGCCCACGUCAGCCGCCAAUACACCUACAGCAGCGCAAACAUCGCCGCAUUUAUCAUUCACAAAUCUCGCCGUUCAGUCGCCAACCGGCAACGGUUGCAAUACACAAAAUACCGCACAAACCGGUACAUUCACCAACCUGCCUACCCUGGGUGCCGCCAGUUCGACGGGCAAUCUUACCGAAUAUCGGCAGCCAUUGAAUCCACCCAGUCCGGGCUCCUCACCCGGCCUGCUAACGUCCGUCUCGAGCAAUGAUGUGGUACACAUCAGCGCRCCAGCCAGUCCAAUUCGGCAUCCGCAGGCCGGCAUGAUUGGWUCCAGUAUGCAGGCCUACAAUGAGAAGAACAUGCAGGCUUUCGAUCGCUACUCACCUGCAUUAGCUGGAGCUGCGCCAGAAAAUGCUGGCUUCAACAGCCUCAACUCGUCGUUCCAUAAUCACUUUGAGCAGUUCACCCUAGGCGACAGCAAUUCCUCACCCGAGCAGCAGCAGCAGUUGCAGCAACACUUUCAGCAGCAGCGCCAGCAACAGCAGCAACAGAAUAGCUUUACCACAUUAGAUUUCGAUGUCUUCGGCGGUGCUGGCAAUGGAUCGCCUUAUUCACAGCCCCUAACACAGAGCAAACAAUUGGACUUUAGCGAUCUGACGGGCGAUUCCGGCGCUGCGGUGACGGCAACGACGCAAAGUAGUAGAGGUGGCACGUGUAACACUAACAACGGCGGCAAUACCAGCAAUAACAACAACACACACCAAGGUACACGCAUACUCUCCCAUCAAAUGUUGAAUAACAAUGGUGCCGGUGCUGGCAACAACGCGAAUAGUAACGCCAUAACAAACGGUCCCUGUCGCAUCAGCAACAACAAUGUGAAUCUGACGCAAGCGAAUGAAGUGAACUCUUCGCCCACAGCCUCACCCUUGGGUUGCCUGCCGUCACCGUCUUCACCCUUACCGAUUCCUACAAAUGCGCAAUCGCCGCAUCAUCAGCACCAGCAAUUGUCGCUGUCGCUGCACUCGCAUUCAGCACAACCAUCACCGCACCAUUCGCCUCUGCAUUCGCCACACCACGCCUCCUCACUGUCAUCCUCCUCGCCGGGCAUAACAACGCUGACGGGUGGAGUCUCGACUGCGCCACAUGUUGGUGGCAACGGCACAAAUAAUGCAUCCACGCAUCACAACCAACAUCAGCAGACGACGCAACACCACCAGCAACAGCAACAUCAUCAACAACACCACCAUCAACAGCAACAUCAUCACCAUGCACAGAACCACGCUAAUACGCCGACCAACACCAAUAUACCGGCGAUCAUCUUCUCCGACUAUUCGUCGCGUGAGAUCUUCGACUCGCUUGAUCUGGAUUUGAGUCAAAUGGACGAGACUGCGCUAGAUCUGCUAGCGGAUCAGAACUCGAUCAUGAUUGCCGAUCCAAGCAUCGAGGAUAGUUUUCGCAAAGACCUUAACUGAUACUAUGAGGAAGCUGUUGCAGCUAUUGAGAGUGGCGUACUGCUCGACGACUCCUUCGAUCCGCUGGGGCCCAUAGUCGACGUCACUGAGGUACUGGGCAAUCCGCUGGCGGAUACAACAAAGUGCAAAACAGAGGACGACACAACCGACACAGCCACAAAUACAGCAACUGCUACGACAGCAACGGAAACAGCGACCGCCGACGUGGACACAAGCAACACUCUACCCAUCACCCUCAACAUCAGCGGCCAAGAGAAUGUCGAAGACGACCUGAACAAUGUCGACGACAACAUAAGUAUCGGUCUAGGUAUCGGUAUUGGCUUGGGCAUAGACGGCGGCAGCGUUGAGAACAAUGGUGAUGUGGAGGAUUUCUUCUUCUAAAUUACGCUAGUUUUGAGCGACGGUGGUCCGGCACGAAGGURGGCAGGGKCGCCGAMUAACACAACUGUUUUCAGCGUCGUUCGCAUGAAAUGACGCCGACAGUGGUUGGCUGGAAUGACGCAUACAGUUAAAUACAAAACACGCUCAAGCCUACAUACAAGCAGCCAUACAUGGAAAUAUGUAGCCAGCAGUAUGUUUGUACGAGUUGGAUCUGAAGUACACGCGCAAGCAACAGUGGUAGCAACAGCUUUUAAAUCUCUAACAAGUAGUUAGGACUCUUAAAUGAAAUAUACAAACGUAAAUACCUAAAAUAUAUAUACAUAUAUACAUAUACAUACAAAGAAAGAAUGUUUACAUACAUAUGUAAAGUAGCAGUUAUAUUGGUUGCGGAGCAUUUGUUGAAGA